UCACUUUUGGCCUAACGCACCAUUUUCUUCUCACACACUUCCACUUCCACAUAUAUAGUGAAUUCCUGAAGAUGAAGAAGGUUUCUGGUUCAUCCCUAUGGAUGGUUGUGGCGGUGGCGGCGCUGAUGCUUUUAACAGAGGUGCGCUUGUCAAAUGCAGUGACUUGCAAUCCAGUGCAGCUGAGCUCAUGCCUGCCGGCGAUCUCGUCUUCGACGGCGCCAUCAAGCACUUGCUGCAGCAAGUUGAGAGAGCAGAAGCCUUGCCUUUGUGGGUACCUGAAGAACCCAAACCUGAAACAGUAUGUGAACUCACCUGGUGCCAGAAAGGUUGCUAAUGCCUGUGGGGUUCCCCUCCCAAAUUGCUAGUAAAGUAAUUAUAAUGAAUGAAUCUCCCUUCAAUAAAUUAGACUUCUCUGUCAGUAGCAGAGUCCUAUAUUAUAUGUAUUUGUAUGAAAAAUGAAGAACUGGGAGUUUAAAUGUUUCUACGAAAUAAAUUGUGGAAGGGAAAUUACGCAUGGAUGUGUAAUCAUCUAGCUAAUGUGAAUUGAUUAUUUACGUAGUAAUGCUUUUCUUUUCUCUUUAA
This is a messenger RNA of Hevea brasiliensis (rubber tree), 582 nucleotides long. Its product is annotated as non-specific lipid-transfer protein 2. Gene Ontology annotation, biological process: lipid transport. Bases 72 to 365 code for a protein of 97 amino acids. The transcript has a single exon. NCBI's taxonomy places the organism in Eukaryota, Viridiplantae, Streptophyta, Magnoliopsida, Malpighiales, Euphorbiaceae. The record is from RefSeq and is a predicted model, not a curated record.